Molecule: messenger RNA, 744 nt
Organism: Chaetomium globosum CBS 148.51
Lineage: Eukaryota; Fungi; Ascomycota; Sordariomycetes; Sordariales; Chaetomiaceae
Exons: 2
Coding region: 1-744 (247 amino acids)
Biological process (GO): secondary metabolite biosynthetic process; amino acid activation for nonribosomal peptide biosynthetic process
Cellular component (GO): cytoplasm
Molecular function (GO): phosphopantetheine binding
Source: RefSeq, a predicted model, not a curated record
AUGGAGACGGAGAAGUUGCAGAAGUGGGAUAAGGUGGAUGUUGAGAAGGCGUUGGAGAUCGGAACUGGUCCCGCACUCAACCUCAAAUGGCCCGCGACCGUCGCCCACCGCAUCGACGAGGUCAUCGCCCAGAACCCCACGGCGGUCGCCCUCAAGGACGGCCUCGGAAACGUCCUGACGUACGCCCAAAUGGACGCCCGCGUUGAGAGCAUCGCCAACGCCUUGAAUGUCCGCUUGCCGAACAACGCUGACGGCAAGGCCCCCGUGGUCGGUGUCUUCCAGGCCCCCUCAGCGGACUGGAUCUGCUCCCUCGUUGCCAUCCACCGUGUCGGUGCGGUCUACCUUCCCCUGGAUCUCCGCAACUCGAUCCCGCGCCUGAAGAGCAACGUCGCCGUGGCACGCCCAGCUGCGCUCCUUGUCGACGCUGAGACCGCAAGCCGCGUCGGUGAACUUGAAAUCAAGGAUGCCGUCCCCGCCAUCGACGUGUCCCGCCUCGCCGCCGACACUAAAGGCAAGAAACCCACAAACACCGCCGCUGCCCGGGCCGACCAGCCCGCCUACAUCAUCUUCACCAGCGGCUCGACCGGUGAGCCUAAGGGCAUCGUCGUGACCCACGCCGGUCUACGUAAUAACCUCGAGGGCUACCACAACGCGUGGAACAUCCCCUCGCUUGCCGGCGUUGUCCUCCAGCAGGUCUCAUUCGGCUUCGACGCUCUCUCUGCUUCAGAUCUAUGCCUGCGCUAA